Propithecus coquereli (Coquerel's sifaka) is the source of this 493-nucleotide messenger RNA. It is a transcript of the gene DYNLRB2, whose product is annotated as dynein, light chain, roadblock-type 2. The record is from RefSeq and is a predicted model, not a curated record. Gene Ontology annotation, biological process: microtubule-based movement. Gene Ontology annotation, cellular component: cytoplasmic dynein complex; cytoplasm; centrosome. The coding region runs from base 117 to 407 and encodes 96 amino acids. Gene Ontology annotation, molecular function: dynein intermediate chain binding. NCBI's taxonomy places the organism in Eukaryota, Metazoa, Chordata, Mammalia, Primates, Indriidae. The transcript has 4 exons.
CCCGACACUUCCGGGCGGUCACUUCCUCCUUUGUCUCCUAGCAACGGCUGGAAGCGUUGUUGACAUCCCGGGAGGCUGCGGCGCCGGACUGAGCCCGGAGUCUCGCCGCCCGCGCGAUGGCAGAGGUGGAGGAAACCCUAAAGCGGAUCCAGAGCCAUAAGGGGGUUAUUGGAAAUAUGGUUGUAAAUGCAGAAGGUAUUCCUAUCCGAACAACCUUGGACAACUCGACCACAGUUCAAUACGCAGGUCUGCUUCAUCAGCUGACGACGAAAGCCCGGAGCACGGUCCGCGACAUCGAUCCUCAGAACGACCUCACUUUUCUCAGGAUCAGAUCAAAGAAACACGAAAUCAUGGUAGCGCCAGAUAAGGAAUAUCUUCUGAUUGUCAUUCAGAAUCCGUGUGAAUAGACCUGCUGCGGCGGCCAAGGAUGUCCUAGUGACAUGGGGCUGGAAACACUUCACUAUGUAAUGAUUACUAAAAUUGUAUUCCAAUC